Equus quagga is the source of this 5819-nucleotide messenger RNA. Its product is annotated as KIAA1614 ortholog. Gene Ontology annotation, biological process: centrosome cycle; establishment or maintenance of cell polarity; regulation of cellular localization. Bases 558 to 4166 code for a protein of 1202 amino acids. The transcript is spliced from 10 exons. NCBI's taxonomy places the organism in Eukaryota, Metazoa, Chordata, Mammalia, Perissodactyla, Equidae. Gene Ontology annotation, molecular function: protein kinase C binding. The record is from RefSeq and is a predicted model, not a curated record. Gene Ontology annotation, cellular component: nucleus; apical plasma membrane; cell cortex.
AAAUACGGAUUUUUAUACAUGCAGUUUACUUCUAGUGGGAUAUAGCUAGAUAUAUGAUGCUUAAGGAGCAUCUUCUCAGAGAGCAGGAUAAAUAUCAAGACAGUGUGGUUAGCACAACCAGAGGCACUCACAACUAGAAUAUCCAACUAUGUCCUGUGGGCUUUGGGAUGGGGAAGGUGGGUGAGAAGAAAUGCAACAAUUGUUAGCUCAGGUGCCAAUCUUUAAAAAAAAAAAUAGACAUUGUGGCAUGUAUGUGUGCACAAAACCUGGUAAAUAAAGUCCUGUGCUCACUUUUGCUCCCUGUGAAGACAUUGACAUCACCCAUGCCGCCAAGGAGCUGAGUGAUUCUGGCGGGUCCCUUAACCUCUUCAGACGGGAUAUUCUCAUCUACAGAAUAAGGGGCAGGAGGGGUGAGCGGUCACUGAGUGCUGUGGAAGAGCCCUAGCCUUGGAAGAAGAAACUGUGCAUUCCAGACUCUUAUCGCUGUGUGACCUAAUCUCUCUGGGCCUCAGUUUCUCUAUCUAGGGCUCAAAAUAGGGAGCAGAACAGCCAGCUCCAUGGAGGUGACCUCAGCUGUGGAGAGAAGUGACCCCGAGCCACAGCCAGAUAAUGGACACCUCCCAAGACCCUGGCCCUGUCCUCAAGAAGACAGAACAUGCAGCCUGAUGGCCCCCCAGCCUUCCAGGGCGUGGGGGAUACAGUUCCAAGGCCCUUCUGUGCUGGAGUCCAAGGUGAGGGCCUUGAAGGAAAAGAUGACAGCAGGCAAACAGGGAGCCAGCCCCUGCCUCACUUCCCACGAGCGCCCGUCACCCAAGAAAGCCAAAGCUAGACGAGUCAAGGUGGGUAGAGCCAAGACUCCAUCAGAGGGGUCUUCCCUUCCAGAUGCUGUGGUGGUCUGCCAUGCUCAGAACCUGACCGAUGGGCAGCUGGACAGCAGUGUCAAUGAGGAAGAACCUACCAGGAACGGGGGCCCCAGGCUUUCCAAGUCGCCUGCCCCUGGGCUUGAGUGCUGGAACAGGAGGAGCCGGUGGCCUCCAGAAGCUGUAGGGACACUGCCUGACCGUGAGAGAAGUCUGCUGCCGGGGCCUGGCUCUCUGCAAGACAGUCCCACGCACAGAGUCACUCCUGGCCAGCCUCGGGACCCUGGUCCUUGUAACAAAAUCACCCCCAUGCCCAGACUGAGGAAAGGAAGGUCAUAUCCCCUUCAGGAUGGUCUGGUCACAGGGGGAGACCUGGACAGCUUGUCUCUGACCUGCAAGGAGGACUUUGUCCCGAGGCCGGGCCUGCUGGGGGGGCUCUGGAGAGCUGGAGACCUGGGGGCUCUGGGUCCUGGGUACAGGGCCUUGUCCCUGUCUGAUCGAGUGGAGAAGAACCGCCUUCUGCUGCAGGAGAUGCUAAGUGUUGGGGGACAGGGCCUCCCCAAGGUGGGAAUCCCAGCCUGGACUCCAUCCUGGGACAGAGCUGUACCAGAGCGACCAGCAGGGGACGUGGACUGGGACUCGGGCAUCUCCCUGCAGGACUCGGACCAGAACAGGACCUUUGGUCCCAAGCCGGAGCCCGUGCAGAGCCCCAGGCAUGAGGAAGCCAAGCAUCUGCUGCAGCGUGCCCGGAUGAAGGCCAGGACCCGGCCCCUCCGUGCCAGCCAUGAUAUUGUGCCCGCCAUUGCCCAGGGCAGCCGAGAUGGCCAGAGGAGCCCAGCCCUGGGCCCAAGGAUGACCUUUGCCUGCAGAGACAACCUCCAGAACGGGAACACCAGUGACUCCUCCAGCGGGGAGAGUCCGAAGCGGGGCACCUCCCCGUCCCACGUCCGCUUCGAGGAUGAGUCUGCUCGCGACGCUGAGUCCCGCUACCUGGAGCGUCUGCAGCAGCGGCAGCGCCACGUGCUCAGCUCCGCGCUGCAGACUGUGGACCAGGGCCCCCUGCGCUCCAAGCCCGAGCUCGCCGCCUACGUGAAUGGGGGCUUCCAGCGCAGGGACGCCGUGGAGGGGGCCCUCCGCAGGCCGGUGGGCGGGCGGGAUCGGAGGGCCCUCCCCGCGCCGCAGCCCGCACGGGGCAGGGAGAGGAGGUGCCGAGCCUGUGGCAACUGCAUAGAGGACCGACGCCCCGCCCAGGGGAAGGCAGCCCCCGACCCGAGGGCCCACCAGGAGCGCAAAGCUGCCUGUGGGACGGAGAGGUUGCUGGCGGAGCCCCUUAGUGCUCGAGGCCGGAGCGCCCCCAUCAGGCUCCUUCCUGUCCCCCCGGGGCUGCACGCCAAGUGGAUCCGGGAGACACACAUCGGAGCCCCUGUGCGCCCUGAGGAGGUGGACUCUGCCCUGGACAGCACGGACACCUCCGACAGCUGCAGGACCGACAGCGAGGAGGCUGGGACCUCUCAGCCCGACAGGACCCGCAGCCCGGCCCGAGGCAGCAGCCCCCGGCUGCCGGGCUCCAGGCCUCGAGAAGGCCACAGGUGGUUCCGGAAGGCUGAAAUGGAGCUGCCCCGGUGCCCUCAGGCCCCGCACUGCCUGCCUGGGGUUGAUCCCCUGGAGGUUUCAGAUGAGGGGAAAGAAGGCAGAGCACACACACCCGAGGGGACUCUGUUUCCCAGAGAAGAUGCUUUCUCUAAGCCUCCUGUCCUGGAAUCUAAGAGGACUUCCCUGGGAUCCCAGGGGCAGCCUGGACCAGAGCUGGGAAAUCACUGGGCUCACCCCGUGGCUUCCCUGGCUCAGUACAGGACAGUCUGUGCCACGGCCUCUUGCAUGAAGCUGGUGUCCUCGGGGCCGGGCAGGCAAGCCCAGGUUCUAGAAAGCCACCAGUCUCUGGAAACUGUCUCUGCUUCCUCCCAGCAACAGAGCCAUGCAGAGCCCUCUGCCCCCCACCAGGCCGAGCAGCCAACCGCUUCCUGCUCCCCCAAAGGCUGGGUGCCAACCCCUCCCUCUUCAAGGAAAACCACCUCACCUGUGUCUCACAGGAAGGCAGCCCUGGCUGGGCCCCGCAGGCCCGGUGACCAGGGACAGCCUGCGGACACCCCUGUGCCUCCUUCAAGAAGUGUAGUUCCCAGGACCUGUGAACUCAGCCCCUCGCAGACCCAGCCCUGCAGCCCCCAAGUCAGGCACGCACUGCUGGCCCUAUCCACCAACAACUGUAACAACAGCGUGCCUCGGGGGCUGCAGGAGCCCCAGGAAGGAGCCGUCCGCGAGGGCAGAGUGGAGAAGGGCCCCCGAAGCCAGGAGCCUGAGGCACCCCUGGAGAACCAUGCAGAUGGAGGACUCCAGGGCUUUCUCGGCUCAGCAGCUGCCAGCACCAUCAGCUCUAAGGGUGUCACCCUCUCCCUGGCCUCAGAGGAGCCAGAGUCCAGCCAAGAACCAGAGGGAGGCCUGCAGAGGACAGAGUUGAGUUCUGGAGGGCAUGCGUCAUCCCGAGCAUUACCAGGGGUCAGCGCGGCUCCUGGCCCACCCUCAGCCGCCCCUUCUGACAGGAACAAGAAAAGCAGCAGCGGCAUCGCCUCCACCCUGGGGCUGAAAAAGUUCUUCUUGGCCCUGGGCCAGGGCACGCGGCCCAAGUUGGGCAAGUCGCGCAGCUACAGCGUGGAGCAGCUGCAGCCCCCUGCGCCUGGCCCAGCUUCACACACCAGCACCCCCAAAGUGAAGAGAGCCCCAUCGUUACAAUCCCUCCGUGUGGUGUCACCCUCUCACCAGCAUCGGAAAGCUGCCUCCUUUCAGAACCUCCAUUCUCUGCUGAGCGGCAAGGUGGACCGGUCCAGCCUCUACCUGGUAGGGGAGCCCGGGGCCCACAGCGCGGCUGGCAGGCCAGCCAAGGCCCCACCCCGGCGUGCCCUCAGCAUCGAGGACGUGGGUGCCCCCAGCCUGGCGCGCACAGUGGGUCGCGUGGUGGAGGUCUUCCCAGAUGGCACAAGCCAGCUGCAGCUGCAACGCUCCCCAGAGGGCACUUUCGGCUUCUGUGUGGCCUCGGGGAACGGGCGUCGGGACUCAGGGUUCUACGUGCAGGAGAUGGCCGACGAGAGCACGGCCAAGCUGUACUCGGGGCUGCUGGGGCUGGGGGACGAGAUCCUUGAGGUGAACGGGGCCAAGGUCGCGGGGCUGGGCUUGGCUCACAUUCAGGAGCUCCUGGCCCAUGCGGAGAGCUUGUCCAUCCGCGUGCUGAGGCAGAGGCCUGUCCCACGGUGACCCAGAGGUGCUUUUGACCUCACCGUCCCCCCUUGGAAGCCCUGACCCGCCCCGGGGAGGUGGCUGGGGUGCGCUGACAGAGCUGAGCUGCUUGUUCCCCAAAAAUGAAGAGCACAGUGGCACGUAACCGCCUGGGCUGUGGCAGGGCCCCCGCGAUUGACCCCCCGGGGGAGAGGGAAGCAGCCUGCUGGUCUGCUUUGUGUAAGGAUGUCACUUCAUGCAGAGCUGGGGACAGAACGCACAGGUCUCCCUCCGCGCCCAGCCCGAGGUGGUGGCAACAUCUUCCUGCACCUUUGUUGGCAGGGGGAGGAGAGGGAUUCAGUGGGUCCUUCGGUUGGUCCCUGAGUGUCGCCUCCCCCCAGGUCCCGUCCCACUCUCUGUCAAGGGCUCCCCCAGCCUCUCACACUCCAGAACCAGAAAAAGUGCUUGCCCAUGUUGGCCUUGAGCCUGCCUUUGUCAGUCUCUUUUCUCCCUGCUCCCAUUCGGCACCUUUGCUCUUUUUCCAGAAAUGGGCAAAGUGUCCUGGAGUAACAGUCUUACAGCCAUUGACCGUAGCUUCCAAACCCCAAACUGGAACAUGUUGGUGGUUCUAAAACUAGAACAGGUCUGGUGUGAGAACAUCUGGGUGAUGUUAUUUGGUAGCCAAAAUAUUAAGAAUUUCUGGGAAAUUUUUGUGAUACACAAGGUUGAAGGAAAAAAAUGAAAUCAAUUUCAGGGAAGUGCAGCUGUGGCCAGUGGGACCGGCCAGACCAGCCCUACCCUCAGGGCCCGGCCCUCUGCCUUUGCCCAGAGCGAGGCUGGAGCUGCCUGGCUUCUCCUGUCGAGCUUAGACACAGGGCUGCAGCUGGUGGCAAGCUGUCCCCAGUCACGAGCUCUCUGCCCAGAUUCCCUGACGGCAGCUGUGGGUGGGGGGUGGCCAGCAGAGAGAGGGCGGGGCAUAGGCGGGGGUAUGGGCUGUCCCCCCUGGGCGCCUCCCCGCUCUAGGCCUCAGCACUACCCAAAGAGUUGGGACGCUCUGGGAGUGGAUGGCCGUGUGUCAGUCUUAAAUUAUUAAAAAGCAAAGCUGAAGCUUCUCCCACUCUGAGUUCUAAAUUCUAGGUGGAACACUCACUUGACCUUCACUAGCUGUGGGCAGGGGCCGCGGGAGGGGGGGGAGGACACAGGCGCAGCAGUGGGGAGGCCCCGGGUGGGGUGAGGCCAGGUAGCUGCCUCAUGAAGGAGGAACGGGGAGGCUCCAGCGGGUGUGCAGAGGGCCAGUGAACAGGUACUUGGGCCUUCAGGAUGUGACGAGAGCGCUGGGACACCUCAGAGACCAUCUGGGGCCCCCACAGCAAAGACGUGGCCCCACAGCAGGGAACUACAGGGGAGGGGAAACCCUGGCGGCUCCUGUACCCCAAUUCCUGGCCUUGAGGUCAUGAAACUUUGGGAAAAUUUCACUGUCAAAAAAGCUUCUAGGGGCAAAAGGCACCUCUGCUUUCCCAGUAUGGUGCUUUUCCAGUCCUGGCCAGGAAGAAGGUGGGGCGCUCAGGCAGGGUCAGGACAGGGCAGGGGGAGGACUCCAGGGAGAGAGAGCAUCUGCUUCUAUUACCUCCCAGGUGCGGGGCCAGGCUCUUGACACAUGUUAUUUCAUCCUUAAAAUCGUCCUGCCAGGUA